Messenger RNA from Durusdinium trenchii, 1041 nucleotides. The record is from the annotation of a GenBank genome assembly. NCBI's taxonomy places the organism in Eukaryota, Dinophyceae, Suessiales, Symbiodiniaceae.
AUGUUGUCAGUAUUCAAGACAAAUCCUGUUUCUUUUCCUUUGUUUGAAGAGCACCUUGAAGUGGCGAAAUUGCUUUCUGGUAUACAGGCCCAGCAACGCCGUGCACGUGCAUCUCCGCUGCUGGUUGCUGGCAUUGUGGGUUCAUUGUGCUGUGCGAGCUUCUCGUGGACCUUCGCUUGCCCAGCUCGGUCUGUCCACCAGGGACACUCCACUUCUUUAACGAAUUCGGCAAGCAGGAACUGGGCUUUGGGAACUCUCCCUCGCGAUGAGUCAGUCGUGGCCACAUCAGCGGUGGCGGCAGGGGCGAACUUUUUUAGCAAGGUCUUUGCAGCAGGUGCCCAGGGCGCGACAGCAGCGUUUGUGGCUGCAAUUUUGUCUGCCAUUUGCGAGCCAUUGGUCAACCGAUUGCUGGUGAAGCGCAUGACUGUGGCUCAGGCCAUGAAGGAGGUGAACUUCAAGCUCAUCGCAAAUUUCUUCCUCACAACAUUCCCGACCAACAUGUUGAAAUUCCCAGUCUUUGAAAUCAUCAAUAUGGCCAUGACCUUCACAGCCUUCAGCUCCGGUGUGAGUGGAUUCAUCAGUGGGUUCUUGUUCUGCACCAUCAUGCUCCCCGUCACCAACUACCGAUUCCGCAAGAGCAUGGGCUGGGAGAUCAAGCCAGCGCUGCUGUAUCAAGCUUAUAUCCCCACAGUGGUGCGUGACAUCAUCUACGGCUGGGCCCGCGGCUUUGUCGGCGUCGGCAUGGCAAAGGCCUUCAAACCGCAGACCUUCACGCAAGAGGCAUUCGUCUUUGCGUUUGUGAUCUGGGCAUCCUGCAUCCUGUCUUCGCCCUGCAACGAGUGGCGAGGAUACACCCUCCAGCCCAAGGAUAAGAAGCUCACCUUCCAGGAGUACUUUAAGCCGGUCAACUACGCACGAUCUACAGGCAUCGGUGCCACUAUCAUGGGCAUUUCUCUUUUCAUUGGCAGACUGGUGACUCCUUACGCGGAAAAGGCAUUUGCGUUGCCUGGAUGCACUGCAGAGAAGACCUUCCAGGCAUGA